GGUCACUUUAAUUAUAUUUAGUAUGGGAAUUAGUGCUAAAAGUUUUUAUAAAUGAACAUAAUUGCUUUCUAUCAUUACUCGCCCUCUAAUGAAUUUUUUUGAGGGAACAUCUAUCAAAAUAUUAUACAGUUUAGAGACUUUUUCUUAUACCUCUAUAUCGUCCAAGGAAAAAGAGGUUGAAAUGUUAAAACAAGCUAUGAACAAACUUGAUUUAGGCCAAGUACCACAUCCAAAUAUGGUCUGGACAUCGAUUAGAAACAAGCCAUCACGAGUCGUUCAGUUCAUUUCUUUGAUGAAAAGUGCUCUCUCUCACAAGAUUUACUGAUAUUAGUGGUAUUUUGAUACUAAAAUAAGAGGUAAAUAGAUUCCAGAUCUGCCAUCGUAGUAGCAUGCAGUCGCUAUUAUUGGUUUGACUAUUAAUAUAAGUGAAUCCGGUGAGGGAGCGACACGAAUGUGAAGCUUCCUCAAGCUGCUAAGAGGCUAAAAUUGAAUACACCAUGACUUACAAAUUCAAUAAAGAAUGGAAAGCCAGUAGAGGAACAAUAUUUUCAGGUUAUAACUUGGCCUUUAAAGUUAAAUAAAGAAAAAGAAAUAAUGUUAAGAUUACGGAAGAACACUCUCAAUUCAUUAAAGACUAUAUAUACAUUGUAAGGGAUACUACGCAUCUUAUUUCUGCCACUUUCGAGGGCUUAUCCGUUAAUCAAUCCACGGGCUACUGUCACAUAACCAGCGUUGUGGUUUAUAUACGUAAGUAAAAAUAAAAAAAUAAAAUGAAUGAAGAAAAAGAUAGAACAAAAUAAGACAGUGAUGAAAU
Molecule: messenger RNA, 814 nt
Organism: Gilbertella persicaria
Lineage: Eukaryota; Fungi; Mucoromycota; Mucoromycetes; Mucorales; Choanephoraceae
Exons: 2
Coding region: 89-325 (78 amino acids)
Source: RefSeq, a predicted model, not a curated record